Molecule: messenger RNA, 1109 nt
Organism: Macadamia integrifolia
Lineage: Eukaryota; Viridiplantae; Streptophyta; Magnoliopsida; Proteales; Proteaceae
Product: transcription factor GTE6-like
Exons: 4
Coding region: 531-1004 (157 amino acids)
Source: RefSeq, a predicted model, not a curated record
GGGACCAUUUCAAGACGAAGGCGAUUGUUUCUGUCAAAACUCAAAAGUUGCUUCAACUGCUGAUUCCCUUGAAAGCCUAGAGGCCACGGCGGUGGAACGAGACUACCACCUGCAAGCGGCAAAGGCGAAUUCGAAGCUCAAGGCUGUUAGGCGACAUACGUGAUACGAGUAUACGACCCAUUUACAUUACCAUCUCUAUAUAUAAGCUGAUUGUGUGAGUUGGGCACUGAUGAUGAAAUGCUCAGCGCAAUGAAGCUUCGAGACUCGUUCUUGAAGCUAUUAUCCUCAUCAUUAUCAUUCUCUUAGAUUUAUAGCUGCUAUUUCUCCAUUACAUACUUUCUUAGUGAUUGGUGUUCAUGUCCUAGCUCUCCUUCAAGUAUUUAACGCCUCCUUCUCCGGUGGUCGACCAGGGAUGCUGCAACAAAGCUAGAGAUACUACGCACAGGGUGUGCUGAUGAUUGUUCACCAUGGGCUUUGUUUUGUGGUUUGUUGAAGAUCUUUCAUUCCUGAUUCUAUAGAAUCCUGAUCAUAUGGAACCAUUCAAUGUAUCAAUUAUGGAUGGAGCUCCAGUGGAUGGGACUCUGAUGGAGACUGGAAAUUUGGGAAUCAGAAAUGAUGGAGAUGAUCCUGGAGAAGUGGAAUGGUUAAGGCACCAUGUUGAUGAAAUGAUUGGAAAAGUUGAUGAUCUUGAGCACAGAGUGAGGGAGGUGGCUCAGUUCUACUUGUCCUCGAACAAAAAGCUGCCAAACAGUUCUAGAAGUAGUUCAAUUGUGAAGGAUAAGGACAAGGAGAAACUGAAUCCAAGCAUCAAGAAGCAGCAGCAAGAUGCAACACAGAGAGAAACUGCUGCUGCAAAAAGGAUGCAAGAGCUUAUGCGCCAAUUCUCCACAAUAUUGCGCCAGGCAAUUAACCAUGCAUUGCCCCUCUGUUCCUCUAAUCAUGAGUCAUCUGUAUCCAUAUGUGUGCAUUUUUUCAUCCUUCAAAUACUUAUUUGUAAUACUUAAAUGAUCCCUACAUGCCCCCCUCCCAAAAAAAAUAAAAAAAAAGGCCUAAAAUUUUAUGCUUUGAGGUGAAGCUUAAUGUAAGUUCUUCUUAUUAUGAUUACCUAA